This is a messenger RNA of Mycena indigotica, 819 nucleotides long. RefSeq lists its product as uncharacterized. The coding region runs from base 1 to 819 and encodes 272 amino acids. The transcript has 4 exons. The record is from RefSeq and is a predicted model, not a curated record. NCBI's taxonomy places the organism in Eukaryota, Fungi, Basidiomycota, Agaricomycetes, Agaricales, Mycenaceae.
AUGCCACCUACACCUCCUCCAAAGACGCCAGAACCUGAGGAUAACUGGCCUAUUCCUAAAUUUAACCUGCGGGUGGAAGACCUAGAUCAUCCUGGUGCCCAACUCUUCUUCGCUGCCCUUGCCAGUCCAGGAACGGAUAAGCACAGUCGACACAACAGCAAUGGCGUGUUAGAAGCACUCAAAUAUGCGGUAAUCGCCUCGUUCGAAUGGCUCUAUGCUGUCCCAGAAUGCGCUCCAACCAAUGUCAAACAGAUCCUACUGGUUUUAAGGCCAAUGGAUGGCGUUGCGUACACCUUCGGUUCUCAUCACGAGAAGGAAAUCCACUUUUCGCUCGACCAUAUCGAAAAUAGCCGAGACCGCGCUCGAGAAGAGAUUCUCGGUGUCCUGGUCCACGAAGUCGUACAUUGCUAUCAGCACAAUGGUAAUGGGACAGCUAACGGUGGAUUUAUUGAGGGCGUUGCUGACUAUGUUCGCCUCCACUCUUCUCUCGCCCCGCCGCAUUGGCGACGCUCUGCCCCAUCUCGAGAGGACAACUGGGAUGCAGGCUAUGAGCGGACGGCAUAUUUUCUCGACUGGCUCGAAUCUACAUCCGGAGAGGGGACAAUACGCAAAAUGAAUGCAGCGCUAUCAGGGGAGGGCGUGACUUGGGAAAACGCACGAAUAUUCGAGAUCUUUGGCGGUGCCAAGGUUGGAGCACUAUGGAGGCGGUAUCGGGUUGAAAUGGGCGGGGAGUCAGUGACGGAGGACGACGAGCACAAAUCGAGGAAGGUCGAGGUCGAUGAGACGGCAGUGCGCAGCUACAACCCAGUCUACGUGUAA